CUACAACUCAUCCCUCCACUCCCCCUAGCCAUCCCAACCCUCCCCCUAAACCCGUCCCAAACCCUCCACCUUUGGUGGUAGACACACUGGUUUGUCCCUCCACCUCUUGGGCCCAUACAAAUCCCAUGCAGACACCAUCCCCUCAACCUCCUUCAUCCUCCUUCCCCCCUGAUCUCUCCUUCCUUCAACCCAGCAGCAACCCUUGCAAGGACAUCAUUCCUUUCCUCCCACCCCCUUGCCCCACUCUACUCCUUAAGAGUAGAGAUGACAUCUUCACUAAGGACGUUACUCCUUCUUGGGAAAACUUACACUCUGAAGACGAGGUGGAAGUAGAAAUCUCCCCUGUCUCUUACCACUCGGAUGGAGAACCUGGAGCUGUUCCCUUUAUCUCAGCCCCCUUGGCACCUCUGGAAAUGGUCACUCAUCAAUCCCCUAUAGUGUCAAUUCCAUUGCAGCCAAGCCUUAGCAAUACUCCUGCCAUUCAUCCAGGAAGAUGUAUCCCCAACACCCAAGGCAUGGAGGAUUUCAGCAAUUGCAUCUCCCAUUGCCAACUUGUCUCACUUGAACCCACUGGAGACCUUUUCACUUGGUCUGGGGUCAAGAGCCAAGGCAGAACAUGGAGAAGACUUGAUAGAGCUCUUAUAAACCUCCCAAUCAUAGCUCAUUUUGAUGAUAUCACUCUUAAACACCUUGCCAGGUUCAACUCUGACCAUAAGCCCCUCCUUGUUCAAUGCAUCCAAAAGGAUUACUCUGGACCUAAACCUUUUAGGUUUCUGGAUUGCUGUACUUUUCAUGACUCAUUUCAAACCUUUGUCAAAGAUACUUGGGAUGGUUUUCCUACCACAGGAGGGAUGAGAGGCAUGGCUAACAAACUCCAGGCUAUGAAAAAGGCUCUCAAAACUUGGAAUAAGUUGGUCUUUGGUAACACUCAUAGCAACCUUAUAGCAGCUGAGGAAGCAGCGUCCCAAACCCAGGCAGAUUUUGAGCUCAACCCCACAGAGCAGAACAGGGAAGCUAUGCAGCAGGCCAUCGCAAAAUUUAUCCUAGCCACCAACCUAGAGGUCCAAUAUUGGAAACAAAAAGCCAAUAUCAAAUGGAUGGAUAAAGGGGACUCCAACUCCAAACUUUUUCAAGCCUUUGUCAAAGGUAAGAGAAAGAAGCUUACCAUUUCUCAUAUUAUUGGCUCCAAUGGAAAAGGUUACUACAACCUUGAUGAUAUCAAAAAAGAAGCAGUGUCAUACUUUACUAACACCUUCAAGAAAACCCAUCAUCCUUCAGUUGAUCCCAUUCUUCCCCUCAUUCCCCUUGUUCUCUCCCCAGAAGACAACUCCUCCUUCAGCUCCUUACCAACCUUGGAAGAGGUUAAACAAGCUGUUUGGGACCUGGAUGAUACCAGUGUUGGAGGUCCCGAUGGUUUUAAUGGAAAAUUCUUUAAAACCACAUGGGAAACCAUAAAAUUGGAUGUACUGAGUGCCUCACAGGAGUUCUUUUUAGGUGUCCCUAUUCCAAAGGCCUAUGGUAGCACCCUAUUGACCCUCAUUCCGAAAACUGAAAACUCCAAGAAGUUUGACAACUUCAGGCCCAUCUCUCUUUCAACUUUCAUGAGCAAGAUCAACACCAAGCUCCUGGCCAAUAGAUUAAGCAUCUUCCUACCCAAACUUUUGUUCCUAGAACAGGCAGCAUUCCAAAAAGGCAAAUCCAUUGAUGAUCAUGUGCUUAUGGCAGAGGAGGCUAUUCAUCUUUUAGACAAGAAAGUAUUUGGGAGUAACCUCAUUCUCAAAAUUGACAUGGCAAAAGCUUUUGACAGGAAACUCUACAUCCUCGAAACGGAUCCUCCCAAGACCCCUGAUGCAAAUGCUUGUGCGUCCGAACUCACUUCUUUCAAGAAGUAUGAGGACGACGUGCGAGAUGUUAAGUGUAUCAUUAUGGCCAGUAUGACUGCAGAGCUCCAAAGGCUCCACCCGGACAUGGUAGCGCGUCCUAUGAUACAACGCUUGAAAGACCUAUUCCAGAGUCACCCCAAAAACUCGGCUAUUUACGUUAUUGAAGUCAACAUGUCCGAUUUCACCUCUUGGCUGAUGGAUACCGGAUGUGGUUCUCACAUCUGUACUUCCAUGCAGAAUUUGCAUGAAGUUAGACAUUUGGCUGAGGGAGAAGUCCAGCUUAAGGUUGGAAACGAAGCACUAGUCAAUGCGCUGGCUGUAGAAACUUAUGUUCUAUCUCUCCCUAGUGGCUUGUUGUUGCAUUUAAACAAUUGCUUGUUUGUACCUGCCAUUAGCAGGAAUAUCAUUUCUGUGUCAUGUCUUGACAUAGCAGGAUUUUUUAUUAACGUCAAAGACAACUGCCUUUCGGUUUUCUGAAAUGAUAUUUACUAUGCAACUGCUAAGAUGACCAAUGGUCUUUAUAUCUUAGACUUAGACACCACCGUUUAUAAUGUAGAUGUUAAGAGAAGCAAACCAAACAGUUUGAAUCUCACAUACCUUUGGCAUUGUCGUUUGGGUCACAUUAACGCGAAACACAUAUCUAAGUUACGUCACUCUGGCGUACUUGAUUCAUUUGACCUCGAGUCUUAUGAUGUAUGCUAAUCUUGUUUACUCGGUA
Molecule: messenger RNA, 2601 nt
Organism: Cuscuta campestris
Lineage: Eukaryota; Viridiplantae; Streptophyta; Magnoliopsida; Solanales; Convolvulaceae
Source: the annotation of a GenBank genome assembly